AAGAAGAAGAAAAGGCAGCAGAAGAAGAAGUAGUAGGAUCAUGUCAGAAUGGGGACCCAAGUGAAAGAUGUCAUCAUUAAGCCCGACGCUCCGAGCGCCCUGCUGCUGGACAAACACGCGGAUUACAUCGCAGCCUACGGCUCCAAGAAGGACGACUAUGAAUACACGCUGUCGGAAUACCUGAGGAUGAGCGGGAUCUACUGGGGCCUGACGGUGAUGGACCUGAUGAGCCAGCUGCCCCGGAUGAACCGGCAGGAGAUCAUAGACUUCAUCAAAGCCUGUCAGCACGAUUGUGGAGGCAUCAGCGCCAGCAUCGGACACGACCCCCAUCUGCUCUACACCCUCAGUGCUGUCCAGAUCUUGUGCUUGUAUGACAGCGUGGAUGCGAUCGAUGUGGACAGAGUGGUCGAAUAUGUCAAAGGGCUGCAGCAGGAAGACGGCUCUUUUGCAGGGGACAAAUGGGGUGAAAUAGAUACACGGUUUUCCUUCUGUGCUGUUGCUACACUUGCAUUAUUGGGCAAGAUGGACAUGAUAAAUGUUGACAAAGCGGUAGAGUUUGUCUUGUCCUGUAUGAACUUUGAUGGAGGUUUUGGCUGCAGACCUGGUUCAGAGUCUCACGCUGGUCAGAUUUACUGCUGCACCGGCUUCUUGUCGCUCACCGGCCAGCUGCACCAGGUGAACGCUGACCUGCUGGGCUGGUGGCUCUGUGAGAGACAGCUGCCGUCCGGAGGUCUCAAUGGACGCCCUGAAAAGCUUCCAGAUGUUUGCUACUCGUGGUGGGUUUUGGCGUCGCUGAAAAUCAUCGGCAGGAUUCACUGGAUCGACAAAGCCAAGCUGCAGACGUUUAUUCUGGCCUGUCAAGACGAGGAGACGGGAGGUUUUGCUGAUAGACCAGGAGACAUGGUGGAUCCUUUCCACACUCUGUUCGGAGUUGCGGGUCUGUCCCUCCUCGGAGACGAGCAGAUCAAACCGGUGAAUCCAGUCCUGUGUAUGCCUGAAGACGUCCUGCAGAGAAUCGGCCUGCAGCCCGACCUCCUCAGCUAGCCCUCCGACACACUACACACACACACACACCGUCACACACACCUGCACAACAAAACUACUGUCCUGCUGAACGCCCCUCAGCCUCACCACAACCACCACAGCCGGGCGAUGGAAGCAGAGAGAGGACCAGUGUUGGCUGAAGUCAACGCUUCAGAUACAGGUUGCUCGGUGAUGAGGACAAGUGGAGCCUCUUAACUGAGCCUUUUUGUUUUAAUCCUCCUGCUACUCAUCAGUUUAUUUGCUUCACCGCAACAAAACGAGGCGACGUUUCAAAGUGUCAUCCUAUUUGCAAAUAUCUCGAAAUCAUAAAACGACAUUCCUUAACUUCGAGGGAAAACGUGUAGCUGUUCACAUACGGUUGAAGCGUUUCCUGCUCUCAUCACCUCUCAGCUUGUCCACUAACCAAGAAAUUUAUUAACGCAAUUAGACGCCUCUUUGGUGCUUUACGAGGUGUGGCUGUUAAAUAAUGAAAGUGGACUUAUGUAUGUCGAUCCACGGCGCCAGUGUGUAAAAACGUGGCACACAUAAAUAAUCUACAGUCUCAUUAUUUAAGAGCCACAUCUUGGCAUUAGCAUGUUUGUUACCUGGACGAUCGAGGAAUAUUCUGCUUCAUUCGACAGGUUUAACCUUGAAAGAGUCGAAGGUUUACGCGUGGGAGAGUUCAGUCAGAUGGAUUCAGCCGAGGGAGACAAAAGGUAAAAGAUAGAUUUGCUGUUUUAUGUGUUUCCGCGGCUGAAGCUCCUGACAUUUUGACCGUGAUUUAGUUUAAAUGCACCACAUCUCUUUGCUUUCUCAUUGUUCUGCCUUUUCACGCAGCCACUGAUUCAUAUAAAACCAACUUAUGUAUUUGAACAGUGUGAAGGGCAGCAGAGCAAUCACACCGACCCUGUGCCAGUGGGCCCGACUGGAGAUGUAACGCCGGACUUGUUGCAAAGACAGCUUUAUAGUCACUGCAUUAAAAUCACCUCAACACAGACUAUUAUUUCUGGCAGGCUUUAGAAGAAGGGGAAAUGUUCUCUUUGUGGCUGGAAACGCCCAGAGGUGGUCUUCAGUACAUUUAAUGUCUUAUCCGCAGUCCCAGCUACACUAUUUAUUUAAAUCCGUGUUACUCAGUGCAGCUGUGGGCAGCUGUGUUUGAUCUGCCUCCGCACUGCGUGAAACAUCAUGAAACAUUUCCAGGCUUAUGUUUAGAUAAACGAAUUCUGUGAAAUGUGGUCUGUAAAGCCUCACAUGUACUUGAUGUGUGAAACCUGCACUCUUGUUGUCUUACUGGAUGAAAUUUUAUCUGUCGUUAACAAAGUGUUGAGUGUCGAUAUUGUUACAGAAAGUAAAUAAAUCACAUUUUAAUGCGCUAGU
Messenger RNA from Stegastes partitus (bicolor damselfish), 2400 nucleotides. RefSeq names its product Rab geranylgeranyltransferase subunit beta (gene rabggtb). Bases 49 to 1044 code for a protein of 331 amino acids. The transcript has 9 exons. Gene Ontology annotation, cellular component: Rab-protein geranylgeranyltransferase complex. Gene Ontology annotation, molecular function: Rab geranylgeranyltransferase activity. The record is from RefSeq and is a predicted model, not a curated record. Gene Ontology annotation, biological process: protein geranylgeranylation. Lineage: Eukaryota; Metazoa; Chordata; Actinopteri; Pomacentridae.